This is a messenger RNA of Symphalangus syndactylus (siamang), 848 nucleotides long. Its product is annotated as baculoviral IAP repeat-containing protein 8-like. NCBI's taxonomy places the organism in Eukaryota, Metazoa, Chordata, Mammalia, Primates, Hylobatidae. Gene Ontology annotation, biological process: positive regulation of protein ubiquitination; positive regulation of canonical Wnt signaling pathway; negative regulation of apoptotic process. The record is from RefSeq and is a predicted model, not a curated record. Gene Ontology annotation, molecular function: ubiquitin protein ligase activity; cysteine-type endopeptidase inhibitor activity involved in apoptotic process. Gene Ontology annotation, cellular component: cytoplasm; nucleus.
AUGGCGCUAAUGGAGGGAUGCCAGACCCAAGUGGCUAAGGCCCGGCUGCAGAGCCAAGUUGGCAUUUCCAGAUUGGGGCUCGGGCCGCACCCUCUCCAGGACCCUCCCCUUCCAUCCGUGGCAGAUUAUGAAGCAUGAAUCAUUACUUUUGGGAUGUGGAUAUAUUCAGUUAACAAGGAGCAGCUUGCAAGAGCUGGAUUUUAUGCUUUAGGUGAAGGUGAUAAAGUAAAGUGCUUUCACUGUGGAGGGGGACUAACUGAUUGGAAGCCCAGUGAAGACCCUUGGGAACAACAUGAUAAAUGGCAUCCAGGGUGUAAAUAUCUGUUAGAACAGAAGACACGAAAAUAUAUAAACAAUAUUCAUUUAUCCCAUUCACUUGAGGAGUGUCUGGUAAGAACUGCUGAAAAAACACCAUCACUAACUAGAAAAAUUGAUACCAUCUUCCAUAAUCCUAUGAUACAAGAAGCUAUAUGAAUGGGGUUCAGUUUCAAGGACAUUAAGAAAAUAAUGGAGGAAAAAAUUCAGACAUCUGGGAGCAACUAUAAAUCACUUGAGGUUCUGAUUGCAGAUCUAGUGAAGGCUCAGAAAGACAGUACACAAGACAAAUCAAGUCAGACUUCAUUGCAGAAAGAGAUUAGUACUGAAGAGCAGCUAAGACACCUGCAAGAGGAGAAGCUUUGCAAAAUCUAUAUGGAUAGAAAUAUUGCUGUCGUUUUUACUCCUUGUGGACAUCCAGUCACUCGUAAACAAUGUGCUGAAGCGGUUGACAAAUGUCUCAAGUGGUACGCAGUCAUUACUUUCAAGCAAAAUUUUUAUGUCUUAAUCUAACGCUAUAGUAGGCAUGUUAU